AUGGAUCACAAAAUCACCGUGAAUAUUUCCAAAGACCCCAUCCAGGAAGUCCAGGAUCGAUAUGGUACACCAGGACGGUUAACGUUCUUUCGUGGCAAGGGAGGCCUCGAAAUGGUGCUCCUGCAGACCGCUGACGGUGCCUGCGCGGAAGUCAGUUUCUUUGGUGCGCAGGUGUUGUCGUGGCAACCUCCGUCAUGCACCCGCUCUCUGCUCUUUGUCUCCAAAGAGGCCAUCUUCGAUCGCAGACGUGCCAUUCGAGGCGGUAUACCCGUUUGCUGGCCGCAGUUCAGUACGUACGGUGCACUCGCUCAGCAACAUGGCUAUGCGCGAAACAUGAGCUGGGAGCUCGUCCACGCGGAUGGCGAUCAUCCGGAAGGUCCCCUGGUUGUGUUCCAGUUACCGACAGUUACGCCGGCCGCACUAGCGAAGAUGAUGGGGUCAAGCUAUGCGAAUGCAAUAGAUGGUGCUGCUUCUGCUUCUGCGGCCGAUGUCCACGGAGCAGGCACAGCCGGUGCACCGAGUAGCAGCCACCAGCGCGACACCGGAGACGCGCACCACACCGAAUCAACGGCAAUGAGUUCCAAGCCGAUGCAGACGCCCUCUCGUCUACAAACACCGAUCAUGACGGAGCAAACGACCAAUGGAACCGAUGCGAUACCGGCUGUGGAGGACAACUCGGGAGCGCAACCGCGCUCAGCACGAGGAGCCGAAGGAGCAGUGGCACCGCCACCGGAUACGAGUGCCGCGGCUCGAUAUGCACCAGCAUCUUCCGCGGUUCCAGAGGGAGCUACGGAAACCAUUCUACCCGCCAAUGCAGUCCCUCGGAGUACAAGCACGAUCUUCGAAACCGAGCUUCAGCAUGCGCAAGUGCUCAUGAUGGUGCAACUAGGCGCAGCGCUCGGAGACCUGCGUCUGAGAAUGUCCGUCUCUAAUCGGGCACCGAACGAGUCGGAGACGCUCGAGUUCACCACAGCGCUACAUUCGUAUCUGCGUGUGAAUUCUCUGACACAGGUUCGUGUCCUGGGACUCUCCGGUUGCGAGUACGUCGAUAGGAUGCGACCGCAGGGCAUGAUAAUCGAUUCGGAGCCAGUUCUCAUGUUUCGCGACCACGAAGUGGAUCGCAUCUAUCGACGACAACCAGGGAGCAGUAACGCAAUCCGUAUUGAGCAUGUGAACGCCCAGAAAGGUACGGUGGUUGUGGAGGCUAGCACAGACGAUUUUCCCGAGGUUGUCGUUUGGAAUCCGGGGCCCCAGAAAAGCCACGACCUCGUGGAUCUCGACGACCGCGAAUGGAUGUUCAUGCUCUGUAUCGAGCCUGCAGUGGUUUUGGAGCCAGUGCGGCUCGCCCAGAACGAACGCUGGUGUGGCCACGUGAGGUUUACGUACCUCGCGGGAUCCAGUGAUAUCGCAAGCGCUGCCAAGGCCUCCGGCACGUGA
This is a messenger RNA of Cyanidioschyzon merolae strain 10D, 1437 nucleotides long. RefSeq names its product similar to apospory-associated protein C. The record is from RefSeq and is a predicted model, not a curated record. Gene Ontology annotation, biological process: carbohydrate metabolic process. The coding region runs from base 1 to 1437 and encodes 478 amino acids. The transcript has a single exon. NCBI's taxonomy places the organism in Eukaryota, Rhodophyta, Bangiophyceae, Cyanidiales, Cyanidiaceae. Gene Ontology annotation, molecular function: carbohydrate binding; isomerase activity.